AAAUAAUGAAAAGAAUUUUGAGUUUAUUUAGAUUUGGAUCAGGUGGACAUGGUCAUCAACAUGUUAAAUUAAACACAGUCUAAAAUUGGAUAUCAAAUGAUGGAGGUAAAUUAGUUGGAAUUACUGGCUUUUCUGAUCUUCAUGAUCAUCCUCAUCAUGAUAAUACAAACCCAUAUCAACAUCUAGUAGAUGCUCCAUUUUUCAGGUUUAUUUUUUUAUAUAUAUUUUAGUUUUGAGAGAUUCUAUUGGUGUGAUCCAUAUUUCCAUGCUGAUGAAACUGAUCCUUUAGCUAAUUAACCACAUGGUUAUUUAUUUAUGGAUGAUGUAAAAUUUUGUAUAUAUCUUUAAGCCCCUCACACAAGAAAAUAAUGUUGAAUUACCACUUUAUGAAUUGAUUUUUGUAUUUACUGGAGCACUUGUAUGAAUAAUAACCUUAAUCUGUAGGGUUUAAUCAUUUUGUAUGGCCAUAAUAAUCUCCUUAAUUAAAGCAAGGGUGAAUAAUUCCUAUAAACACAUAUCACAAGAGAACUCUUAGAGGAAGAAGUUAGAAAGAUUAGAGAAGAGACAUCUUAACUCGAGUAAAGAAAAUUAAAACUACAAGAAUUAUUGGGUUAAAACUCUUGACCAUUUAAAUAAAUCAUAUUCAUAUAAUACAUUACAAAAAUAUUACAGCAGAU
This is a messenger RNA of Paramecium sonneborni, 677 nucleotides long. The record is from the annotation of a GenBank genome assembly. NCBI's taxonomy places the organism in Eukaryota, Ciliophora, Oligohymenophorea, Peniculida, Parameciidae.